Messenger RNA from Panicum hallii, 1557 nucleotides. RefSeq names its product protein MARD1-like. The coding region runs from base 195 to 977 and encodes 260 amino acids. The record is from RefSeq and is a predicted model, not a curated record. The transcript has 3 exons. Lineage: Eukaryota; Viridiplantae; Streptophyta; Magnoliopsida; Poales; Poaceae.
AAAUUGCUUUGCAUCUUUUCGCUCGAUCGGAUUGGCUCAUCUCCUCCUCUCUCACUCGCAUGCAUCUAUUUAACAGCCGUCAGAGCCUUGCCCGUUGCUUGCUCUUCCAUGGCUGCACACUCUCUGCUCUGUGAUCACUAGCUGCAGUGAUCACGGCACCAGCUGCUACAGUCUACCACCGGCGAGGCACCGAGAUGUUGGGGAGGAUGGCUUCUGGGGCGGUCGCCGAGCGGCGCGCCGCCUUGUUGGAUCGCACGGGCACCGCCGUCUCGGCGGCAUCUCCCCUGCUGGCGCCUCCCAAGCUGUUCGUGGCUGACGGUGGCGUCUCCGGCGGGUCGCCGGUAGUAGUAGCGGAGGCCGCCAUCAUGAGCCCCACCUCCUCCCUGCAGGCGGCCGUCGGCAGCCCCGCGUCUCCGGCGGCCACGGCCGCCCCGUUCUCCCGUCACGGGGCGAGCUCGUCAUCAGGCGGCGAUAAUCACCGGUGCAAGAGCAAGAGCCGCCGCCCUGCCUGGGAGGCGGCGAUGCCGACCGGGCUGGGCCUCGCCGGCGCCCUGAACGGCGGCGACGCCGUCCCGCCCGCGGCGACGGUCCUGACAGGGCAGAGCUUCCGGAGGGCUGGACCGGCGUCCGCCGCCGCCGACCGCGUGUCGCGCUCCACCUUCCCGCAAGGCCGGCGGCGCCGGUGGCUGAUGUCGCCGGGUGAGAUGGAGGCGUCGGAGGACUACACCCGCGUCAUCGCCGGCGGGGGCCCGAACCCGAGGACCACGCACAUGUUCGACGGCCGCGUCGUCGUCGACGGCUGCGGCGGGUUCCCGGUGGGAGCCGGCGGCGAGGUCGGUGGGUUCCUGAGGUGGUGCCACGGCUGCAGCAAGGAUCUUGAGCAGGGCAAAGACAUCUUCAUGUACAGGGGGGAGAUGGCCUUCUGCAGCCACGAGUGCCGCUUCCGCGAGAUGCUGCUCUUCGACGAGGAAUCCUGAGUUCAGAUGCGAUCGAUCGAUCAUGCUGCAUUCCUGCUUCACUGCAAUUUCCUAGCUAUAGGUUUACUUCCCGCCGUCAGAUGUGGUGUAGCGUUCGUUAUGAGACAGCUAGAUCGUCGUCGUUUUGCUAGCUGCUCCGAUCCUUGUAGACGAGCUGUGUAGUGCUGGCGCUUAACUCGCUGUGUGCCUGAUGGCCCUGAUCCGUCCGAUGCAUGCAACCAUUGUGUUCCAUCACUGCAAGCAGCUGGAAACGGGUCUGGAUAACAGUAACAGGGCUGCAGCUCAAGCAUCUCUAUCCCUCUGACAGAAAUCGGUGUGCGCAAAGCACCUGCUAGCUAGAUUUGGCUUGCCGAUCAGAAGCAUAGUCGCUCAACCAGUACGGACUUCACGGUGCAGAAGCUGCCAGUUCACUAGUACGCGUGUUUUUUUAGUACGUAGAUGACAAUGGAGUAACAGCAUCCCGGCCUCUAUACAUGCAUGAAGCGUAUAUGUACGGUUGCAUCAUUACGUAUAAAAACACCCUAACGGGCCACUGACAGAAGGUUCAGCAUGAAAGCAAAGGCAUCGAUCAGUGGGUGAA